Messenger RNA from Danio rerio (zebrafish), 2559 nucleotides. RefSeq names its product SRY-box transcription factor 19b (gene sox19b). Lineage: Eukaryota; Metazoa; Chordata; Actinopteri; Cypriniformes; Danionidae. The record is from RefSeq and is marked provisional. Gene Ontology annotation, cellular component: nucleus. Gene Ontology annotation, biological process: regulation of DNA-templated transcription.
CUUGUCUAGAGUUCAACACAGACACAAACAAGCUGAGAUUCCUUUCGCGCUCUUUUCUACUUUAUUUUGCAUUAGUAACUUUUCUAAAUGCUUUGAGAUUUCCCUCGUUGCUGCUGCUUUUAUUUGGGGUGCUUUCUUCAGCCAGACAAUCAAAAGUCUUCACCUGCGCCGGAUUUGUUUGACCUGAUUAGGCUCGCUCGUGCACUUUUAAUUGGCUGCUUUAGCAUUGCGCGGUUGAAACUCAAAGCGAGAAGUGGCAUGAUGUACAGCAUGAUGGAGCACGAGCUGAAGACCGCUGGUCCACCCCACACCCUCCAGCACAGCCCGGGCAUGUCUCCUCCGGGCAGCGGGGUGGGAAACGCGCACCACGGUUCGAAAACCGCUUGUCCGCCAGGCGUGGACCCGAUGGACAAAGUCAAGCGGCCCAUGAACGCGUUUAUGGUCUGGUCUCGGGGUCAGAGGAGGAAGAUGGCCCAGGAGAACCCUAAAAUGCACAACUCUGAGAUCAGCAAACGGCUCGGCGCGGAGUGGAAACUUUUAACGGACGUGGAGAAGCGGCCGUUCAUCGACGAGGCCAAGCGGCUGCGGGCGGUGCACAUGAAGGAGUACCCCGACUACAAAUAUAAGCCCCGGCGCAAGACCAAAGCUCUCAUGAAGAAGGACAAUCCUGUCGGCAAAUAUCCUCUUGCAGCGGGCAACUUGUUGGCAUCGGCUGUGGCGCAGGGACAAGGUGGCAGCCCGAGGAUGGACGGCUACGGCUGGGGUCACGCCGGUGGGUACAUGGGCAUGCAGGGGGACGCGCUCGGAUACCCGCAGCAACUUCACCGGUACGAUCUGUCAGCUCUGCAGUACCCGGCGGCACAGCCCUACAUGAACAGCGCCAGCUCUUACAGUCAAAUGUCCUACAGCAGCAGUGCUCAGCAGCCCAGUCCGGUGAUGUCCAUGGUUAAACCAGAACCCCUGUCGCAUUCACCCACUGGAGUACCAAACCACCACCGUGGUGCUUUCCAAGGGGACCUGAGGGACAUGAUUAGCAUGUACAUUCCAGGCGGUGAUACCAGCGAAAGCUCAAACCAGAGGGCUUACCCUGGUGUCCAACAGCACUAUCUUGGUGGAACUGUUCCCCUCACUCACAUCUGAAGUUUAGGGAAAUUUUUCCCUGAACUGCUAUUAGUUGGAUCCUUAUUGGGACCGUAGUGCCACUCAUAGACCGUGUGGAUUACUGAACACUUCUGAUUGUUUACUACCUCCUCGCUUUGAAUGAUCUGAAGUUCUGUGUUGAAACUGUAUAGAAAAUUUUACCAUUUCAGUCUUCUGUGUUUUGACCGGGGACCUUUCAUUUUCUAACUUCUCCUGAAAUUAGGAUAAUUCAGUCAGCCUUUUUUCCUCCAAGUUCCAGUUCAGACAUCCUCUUCCUAAAUUCAUAUGUUUUUUUUAAUUAUUAUAAUUAUAAACAGUGUUCUUUUGUGCUUCAUGCAAUGUUUAGAACAUGCGUUGUUCAUGCAGCAGUGGGCAAUCAUGAUCCAAAACCUAAUUGGGGUACAAAACAGGGCGACUCUGAAAACAGGUCAACCAAUAAUAAUCACAAUGGCCAGUAAUAGACAUACCAUGUGACCUCUAGUGUAAAUUAGUUUUUGUUUUGUGAAUCCUGCUAUUAUACCCAAACUGGCUAAGCGCACUGAAUAACUGAGUGUUUGGUCAAGUUGACCUUUGUUUCUUUAGGUUUGGGUAUUGAUGUAUAGCGAAGUGUUUUGGACAAUCUCAGGGCCUCCUUCAAAUAAAUAGUGAGAAGAUGACGGUAUAGAUUGCCUUUAUUGAAUGGGUUCAUAAUAGUGAGGAGAAAGUCAUUAUACUUUUCUUACUUUUAAAUAAUAUCUGAUUUUCACAUGUAUCAAACUUGUUUGUGAACUAAUCUUUUUGUUUCUAGUCUUUACAAGGUAAUUGCACUCCUGUAAAUGGUCAGUUUUUGGCCAUGCAGAUUGCUAAAUGUUGAGUUUUUCUAGUUCCAGCAUUUCCCUCUUAAGGGCUAAACUCGAAUGCACUGAUCUUCGCUGUCAGUCAAUGCACUUCGUUAGACUAGAAGGGUUUCUACCUCCUCUGGUCUUUCUCAUUCUGCCACAGCAUUAAGUCUGCUGCUACCAUUACAGUAUGGUUGACCAGUGAGUUCAGUGGACUUGACUGAAAUUUUCUUUUCACAGUGUGACCUUUUGUCAACAAAAUGCAAAGUCAUGUCAAGGUUAGUUUUGAACUCCUGAACUGCAGGUGGCAUUUUUGUGGCUGUCAGAAUUAAAUUUGACUUUUUUUUUUUUUUUUUUUUUUUUUUUUUGCUGCCACAAAGUUCGUUCAGUUAGAUACUAAUGUUUUUGUUAAUUGAAUGGUGAUUUAAGCACAAUGGGGAAAAAAAGUUUACAUUACCAUUGAAGUGAGUUUGCAGCUUGCUGUUUUUUUUUUUUUUCUUUAAUAAUUUUAAUCUAGGUUGUAAAUACCCUUUUUGUACAGUGUAUAUUGGUUUUGUGGCUCUUAUAAGGGCCGUUUUACAGAAUAAAAAAAUGACAACGC